AUGGCAAGGGCCGUGGCGCUUGCUGCUGGCGAUCUGGAGGAGCCCUUCCUCUCAAUGGCCGGCGGGCCGGGCCGGCCCCCGGCACGCCAGCAGUCGCCAGGGGGCGGGCGGCUCCCGGCCGCGCGUGCGCCUGGCGAGGCGCCUCCGCCGCAGAAGGCCCUGCGCCGCCCGCUGCACGACGCCGCGUGCAUGUUCGAGAGCGCCGUGGCGGAGCCGGGGUACAGCGGCGAGUGGGCUAGAGCGUGGAGCCGCGCCGAGAAGCUGCUGCGCUCGGGGGACUACGACCUGCUGCUGUACUCCAGCGAGGCCCUGCUUGCAGCGGCCGCCGCGGAGCCCUCCAGCGCCGACGCGCCGGCAGGAGAGGCCUCGCGCGCCGCCCGGACACCCCAGGCGCUGGCGCUGAGCGGCAUGCCGCGCGCGCUGGUGCGCAAGGUGCUCCUCCAGUGCUGCGCGUCGCUCAUGCCAGAGCUCAGGGAGGCCGAGAGGCUGCGGACCCAGGUGGCCCGCUCGGUGGAGUCGCAGCGCGAGUCCACCCGCUCCUACCUCGAGGAGCUGUCCAGGCUGAGGCACAGGCUGCGCGGGGACCUCGAGGGCGUGCCAGACGCAUCCUUUGCGAAAGAGGACAGCUACUUCUGGGACUGCCUCGCCAGUCUCCCAGAGGACCUCCGCGACGUGGCAGCGGCGGUGCUCGUCGAGAAGCUGAGGUGCUACGCGACGCAGAGCCAGGGGGCCACCCUCGCCGAGUUCAAGACCCUCGCGAGCCGCGCCCUCGAGCGCCUAGCCGGCCACCGCAGCGAGCGCGAGGAGCUGCGGCAGGCCGCCGAGGAGGAGCGGCAGCGCGCCGCGGACCUGGCGAAGCAGCUGGCGGCGCAGCACGCCAAGUUCGGCGACCUCGAGGCCAGGUACGAGGGCGAGCUCGUUGAGAAGGGCCGCUCCCUGCAGCUGCAGCGCGCCGCGGCGCUGCAGGCGCAGGCCGAGCAGGCCCGGGCGCUGCGCCUCGAGGCGGAGCUGGCGGAGCACAGGCAGCUGCAGGAGAGUUGCAGCAGCUGGCGGCGGAGCGGCAUAGGGAGGAGCUGCAGGAGGCGAGGUCCAGGCUGGCGGAGAGCGAGCACAGGCUGCUGCUGGCCGCACGGGAGCAGCAGGAGCUGGCGCAGCGCAGGAGGGAGCUGGUCGGCAGCGUGCUCUCGGACGCCCAGCCUUCGCAGACGAGCGUCAGCGACCUCGUGGUGCUCCACCUGCCGCGGGUCUGCAGCCAGCUGGCAGAGGCGCUGCAGGACGAGCGCCUCGGCGGCUGGCUGCUGGAGGCCGUGA
Molecule: messenger RNA, 1311 nt
Organism: Prorocentrum cordatum
Lineage: Eukaryota; Dinophyceae; Prorocentrales; Prorocentraceae
Source: the annotation of a GenBank genome assembly